UCGCCUCGGCCGCCAUGUUGCGCUGAGGGGCAGCUCCGAUCCCUCGGGAUCGGCAGGACCCCAUUCCUGCCGUCGGGAAUCCCGGCAUUGGAUGAUCCCUAUCACAAGGGGGUAUCCGGUACACGGCAGCAAGCGGAUGGAAGCCGCCCGCACUCACUGAGGCAGCAUGGCCGGCAGCAGCCUGGUCCUCCCCAUGGUGCUAUGGGGUCACCAGGCCCCUUCCCAUUGCAUCUCCUGCCUGCUCCUGCUGCCCCCAGGCCCCAGUGUGCUCAGUGGAUGCCAGGAUGGACAGCUCUGCCUAUGGGAUCUGGCACCAGGACCGCAGAUCCAACCCAGGGCUCUGCUCUUUGGCCAUUCAUCCUCCAUCACUUGCUUGGCCAAGGCCUCGGCCUCCCAGGACCUGCAGUAUGUGGUCAGCGCCUCGGAGAGCGGGGAAAUGUGUUUAUGGGAUGUCGACGACGGCCGCUGCAUUGAGUUCACCAAGCUAGCCUGCACCCACACAGGGAUCCAGUUCUAUCCCAUUCCCGGCGGAUCCCAAGGGAGGCUCCUUUGCCAUGGCCAUUAUCCCGAAAUCCUGGUCCUGGAUGCAGCCAGCUUGGAAGUGCUGUAUUCCCUAGUAUCCAAGAUCGCUCCCGAUUGGAUCAGCGCCAUGACCAUCCUCCCAUCCCAACGGACACAAGGGGAUACAGUGGUGGCUGUAUCCGUGACUGGUAUCCUGAAGGUCUGGAUUAUGGGAUCGGAAGAGGGACGGAUGCAGGACGCCGGCGAAGAGGAAUCCAAGCCCAUCCAUUGCCAGCAAUGCCGGAGCAUCUCCCUGUGUCCCAGUGCUCCCCAUUCCCUACUGGUCGUGUGCUCCCAGUACUGGCGGGUGCUGGAUGCUGGGGAUUACUCCGUGCUCUGCUCUGUAUCCAGUGGGAAGCAGGUAUGGAGCGGAGGGGAAUUCCUGGAUCCGGAUACAGUCAUUGUAUGGAAUGAGGAUGGGAAUUGCUUCAUCUACAAACUUCCGGCCAGCUGCCUCCCUGCCAGCGCAUCCUUCCGGAUUGACGUCGGGAAAGCCAUGGAAAACCUCAUCCCUCCCACCUUGAUCCACGUGGUCCAGAGAGCCGAGCACGAGCUCCUCAUCUGCCCUCCGGUCACCGGCUUCUUCUCCGGCCUUCUGGAAUCCCAUCCCAACCUCUUGAUCCAAGGCAAUUCCUCGGGAAGACUUUCCCUAUGGAGCAUCCCGGAAAACCUGGACCAACAUGAAGGUAUCCCGCUGGUUGCAUCCCUAUCCCUCCAGGAAGCCUUUGAUUCCCUAAGCCCUCAUCCCGCCGGGAUCAUCGACCAGCUCAGCUGUAUCCCGGCAUUCCCGGAUCCGCUCCGGGUCACUUCCAGUGUCUAUAUCCCGAUCCAUGGAAGUCUGGUGUGUGGUCGGGAAGACGGGAGCAUCGUCAUUGUGCCGGCGACCCAGACGGCUAUGGUGCAGCUGUUGCAAGGGGAACAUGCACUAAGGAGAGGCUGGCCCCCGCACCGCACCCUGCGCGCCCACCGCCACCGCAUCACCUGCCUGCUCUACCCGCACCAGGUGUCCCAGCGCUUCCAUCCCAGCUUCCUGCUUUCCGGAAGUCGGGAUUCCAGUGUUAUCCUAUGGGAUUGGCUCUCCGGGGAGAGGAAGCAGCAGUUCCGGGUGCACGGGGGGGAGGUCAGGCAGCUGCUGGUGCCGCCGGAGACAUGCAGUCCCCGUGUCCAGCAGUGCAUCUGCUCCGUGGCCAGUGACCACUCGGUGGCGCUGCUGAGCCUAAGGGAGCGCAAGUGCAUCCUCUUGGCCUCCAGGCAUCUCUUCCCUGUCCAAGCCAUCAAGUGGCGUCCGGCCGAUGACUUCCUGGUGGUUGGAUGUGAGGAUGGAUCCGUCUAUGUGUGGCAGAUGGAUACGGGUGCCCUGGACCGCUGCGUGAUGGGCCUGACAGCAGUGGAGAUCCUCAAUGCCUGCGAUGAGGCUGUGCCUGCAUCCAUGGAUGCCCUAAGCCAUCCUGCUGUUAACCUCAAGCAGGCCAUGACCCGCAGGAGCCUGGCUGCCCUCAAGAACGUGGCCCAUCAGAAGCUGCAGACACUGGCCACCAACCUGCUGGCCCCCGAGGCGGCGGAUAAGUCCCACCUCCCCAAAUCCCCCCCCAAUUCCCUCUCCAUCCAAUCCCUUAAAGCCAACAGCUCCGAUCCCGACAUCCACGUCCUCUUCUUCGACGUCGAGGCCUUGAUCCUACAACUCCUAAGCGACGAAGCUUCCCGAUCCCGGAAUCCCAGCUCAUCCCAAGACCCCAUCCCAAAAGCUUCCGGGAUCCUGGAUAAAGGCCCUUCCUUCCUAGCCGCCAAUAGGGCGGCCGUCCUAUUCCAGCAGGUUAAGGAGAGCAUCAAGGAGAACCUAAAGGAACACCUAUUGGAUGAGGAUGAGGAUGAGGACGGAUCCGUCCGGAGCCGCGAUCCCAAAUCCAAGCCUCUGGAAUCCCAUAUCCCUAUGGAUACAGCCAGGUUGUUCCUCUCCUGCCUCCACGCUUGGGGUCUGGAUCCCAACCUGGAUAGGCUCUGCUUGGAGCGGUUGGGAAUGCUCCGACCCCAUUGCGCUGUCUCCUUCGGGCUCCUAUCCCGCGGGGCCCAUAUGUCCCUAAUGCUUCCGGGAUACGUCCGGAAUUCCAUAGGGAAUACCGCAUGGAAGACAUCGGGAACCUAUGGGAUAUCCCGAGCGGUCACCACCCAGCAUCUCCUCUCCAUCAUCUCCUUGGCCAAUACCCUAAUGGGCAUGAGCGAGGCCACGUUCCUUAUGGGACAGCGAGGAGGCUCCAGGUCAUCCCAAGCGGAAUGCUGGCGUUCCAAGGCUCCCCCUGCAUCCCAAGGGAAUGUGGCUGCUCCAUCGGAUGCUCCUGCUGCUUCCCAUCCCUCUUUCCUGGUCAAUGAAGGCUGGAGCCAACUGGCCGCCCUACACUGUGUGAUGCUUCCCGACCUCCUGGAUCCCAUCACCUUCCGACCCCCCCUCUUGGAGAUGCUGGCUCGUCGAUGGCAGGAUCGAUGCUUGGAGGUUCGGGAAGCAGCUCAGGCUUUGCUAUUGGCUGAACUGAGACGUAUGGAGCAGGAUGGGAGGAAGGAAACCAUUGAUGCUUGGGCCCCUUAUCUACCCCAAUACAUGGACACGGUCAUAUCCCCGGGAGUGACCCCGGAAUCCAUCCCAAUGGGAAGCGCCAGCCCCGAUCCUAUAGGAUCAGAAGCCAGGAUCCAAGAGGAAGAGCAGGAGCUGGUGGAUGAGGACAUUCCAGCAGGUCUCCUCUCCCAUCCCAAAUCCUAUGAGGAAAGGAGGAAACAAGCCACGGCCAUAGUCCUAUUGGGAGUCAUUGGGGCCGAGUUUGGGGCCGAGCUGGAGCCUCCCAAGCUCCAUUCCCGAUCCCGGAAUUCCAGCCAGAUUCCCGAAGGAUUUGGCUUGACCGGAUCCGGGGCCAACUAUUCCCUAGCCAGGCACACGUGCAAAGCCCUGACCUUCCUGCUCCUCCAGCCGCCCAGCGCCCGGCUCCCGGCGCACAGCACCAUCCGUCGCACGGCCAUCGACCUCAUAGGCCGCGGCUUCACCGUCUGGGAGCCCCACAUGGACGUGUCGGCCGUGCUGCUGGGGCUGCUGGAGCUCUGCGCCGAGGCCGACAGGCACCUGGGGAGCAUCACUCCAGGCCUCCCCCUAAGCCCCGCGGCCGACUCAGCUCGCUCAGCACGCCACGCUCUGGCCCUCAUCGCCACCGCCCGGCCCCCAGCCUUCAUCACCACCAUCGCCAAGGAGGUCCACCGGCACACGGCCCUGGCGGCCAACGCGCAGUCCCAGCAGAGCAUCCACACCUCCAGCCUGGCCAGAGCCAAGGGGGAGAUCCUCAGGGUGCUGGAGAUCCUCAUUGAGAAGAUGCCCACGGAUGUGGUGGAGCUGCUGGUGGAGGUGAUGGACAUCAUCAUGUAUUGCCUGGAAGGAUCCUUAGUCAAGAAGAAAGGACUCCAGGAAUGCUUCCCGGCCAUCUGCAGGUUCUAUAUGGUGAGCUACUAUGAGCGGAGCCAUAGGAUAGCAGUGGGAGCUCGCCAUGGAUCCGUGGCCCUAUAUGAUAUCCGCACUGGGAAGUGCCAGACUAUCCAUGGCCAUAAAGGGCCCAUAACUGCAGUGGCUUUUGCUCCCGAUGGAAGGUACCUGGCUACCUAUUCCAACACGGAUAGUCACCUUUGCUUCUGGCAGAUGAACACAUCCCUAUUGGGAAGCAUUGGAAUGCUGAACUCUGCCCCCCAGCUCCGCUGCGUCAAGACAUUCCAGGUGCCCCCAGUGCAUCCCGGUUCUCCCGGAUCCCAGAAUUCCCUACGGCUGGCACGGCUCAUCUGGACUUCCAAUAGGAAUGUCAUCCUCAUGGCGCAUGAUGGGAAAGAGCAUCGAUUCAUGGUGUAGGGGGCGGAAUUCCACAUGGGAAUUCCGGAAGUUGGGAAUUCCGUGGGAAACAGAAGGGAUUUCCAUGGGGGAAGGUGGUUUUCUGGGAAUUUCUUGGGAAACAUAAGGAAUUUUGAUGGAAAAAGGUGAUUUUCCAGGAAUUCCUUGGAAAACCAAUGGAAUGUCGAUGGGGAAUGGUGGUUUUCUGGGAAUUUCUUGGGAAAUUUGAGGAAUUUUGAUGGAAACAGGUGUUUUUCAUGGAAAACUGAAGGAAUGUCAAUGGAGGAAGGUGAUUUUCCAGGAAUUUCUUGGAAAACCAAUGGAAUGUCGAUGGGGAAAGGUGAUUUUCUGGGAAUUUCUUGGAAAACAGAAGGAAUUUUGAUGGAGAAAGGUGUUUUUCUUGGAAAACUGAAGGAAUCUUAAUGGAAAAAGGUGUUUUUCCAGGAAUUUCUUGGAAAACAUAAGGAAUAUCAAUGGAGAAAUGUGAUUUUCAAGGAAUUCCUUGGAAAACCAAAGGAAUCUCAAUGGACAAAGGUGUUUUCCCAGGAAUUCCAUGGACACAAAGCUGCUGUUCCCAUCAGUGCCGCGACAUUCCCAUGGCUUCCUUUGGGAAUGCCGCAGGCACAAGGAGGCUGGAAAAGUGGGAAGGGAUUGGAAUUCCAUUGGGAUAUUCCCAGUUCACUUUAGUUGGGAUCAAGCUCUUCCCAUUAUCCCAUGGAUUCUGCUAUGGAAAACUCUUCCCGAAGAAUUCCCGCUUGGAAAACCCAUGGAAUGAAGCCCAAAACCUCCUUGGAAUCCUCUUCCCAUUCCCAAAUCCAUGGAAUUCCAUCGCUUUUGGGGGGGGGAGGGGGGAUAUUCCCUAUUCAGUGUUAGGAAGCACCUCCGGAAUUCCAUAGGGAAGCAAGGACAACGUUUGGGAAUGCUGUGGCCAAUCCCCAUAGGAAAAGCUCAGGCUCUGUCCCAUAUCCGCAUCCAUCCCAAUGGAAUUCCCAAGUGGAAUCGCGCUCCGAGCCCAUCAUUCCCUAUGUAUCCCGGUGUUCCCAACCCAUCCCAUCGCAUCCCAACGCGCGCGGGUCCCCCCCUUCAAUGUAACCUCGUGGUCGCUAUUCCAAGAACAUGGAUACAGGGAUGAGAUUCCCGAUCCUCCUUUUCCGCCAUUCCCGGAUCUCUGUGUAAAUCCCAUCGGGAUAAUAAAAGCUGCCUGGAAGAA
Molecule: messenger RNA, 5624 nt
Organism: Melopsittacus undulatus (budgerigar)
Lineage: Eukaryota; Metazoa; Chordata; Aves; Psittaciformes; Psittaculidae
Product: WD repeat-containing protein 7-like
Exons: 29
Coding region: 167-4435 (1422 amino acids)
Cellular component (GO): cytoplasm
Molecular function (GO): protein binding
Source: RefSeq, a predicted model, not a curated record